AAAUUGAUACCAAAGUCUUUCGGACCAAAAAAAAUUGUUUUUCUUUUUCUUUUCCGUAUUCUCAGUCUUCUUCUCCGUCGAUGAAGCCUCGUUUCACCUUUUCGAUUCACUUCUCAGUAUCUAUGAACUUCCUGGUAUAGGAAUCCUCUAAGCACUGCAAAAUCGCUAGCCGAUACAUACUAUACGCGCGCGCGAACAUAUAUAUAGCGAUAUUGAGGCGUGGAUGAAUUGAGAUGGGGGCGGCCGGCUCGAAACUCGAAAAGGCGCUUGGAGACCAGUUCCCAGAAGGCGAGAGAUAUUUCGGUCUGGAGAAUUUCGGGAAUACUUGCUACUGCAACAGCGUGCUACAGGCUCUCUAUUUCUGUGUUCCAUUUAGGGAGCAGCUUUUGGAAUACUAUUCUAAUAACAAAACCCCUGCUGAUGCUGACGAAAAUCUUUUGACAUGCUUGGCGGACCUAUUUAUGCAGAUUAGCUCGCAAAAGAAAAAAACAGGUGUUGUUGGUCCAAAACGCUUUGUACAGAAGCUGAAGAAGCAGAAUGAAAUUUUCCGCAGUUAUAUGCACCAGGAUGCUCAUGAAUUCCUGAACUAUUUGCUGAAUGAACUUGUUGACAUACUGGAGAAAGAGUCAAAUGCUGUGAAAGGUGAUCAAGAAAGUUCAUCGCCAACCGAAAAGAUUGCAAAUGGACCAAAGACAGUCCUUGUCAAUGGUGCUCAAAAGAAGCCACUUGUCACCUGGGUUCACAAAAACUUCCAGGGUAUAUUGACGAAUGAAACAAGGUGCCUUCGCUGUGAGACUGUAACAGCAAGGGACGAAACAUUUUUUGACUUGAGCAUUGAUAUUGAACAAAACAGUUCAAUAACAAGCUGCCUGAAGAAUUUCAGUUCUACUGAGACUCUGAAUGCCGAAGACAAGUUCUUUUGUGACAAGUGUUGCAGUUUGCAAGAGGCCCAAAAGAGAAUGAAGAUUAAAAAGCCUCCUCAUAUCCUAGUAAUCCAUUUGAAGCGAUUCAAGUAUAUAGAGCAACUAGGGCGGUAUAAGAAGUUAUCUUACCGUGUUGUCUUCCCCCUGGAGCUGAAGUUGAAUAAUACAGUUGAGGAUGCAGACACUGAAUACUCUUUAUUUGCAGUGGUAGUCCAUAUUGGUAGUGGACCUAACCAUGGACACUACGUCAGCCUCGUCAAAAGUCACAACCAUUGGUUGUUCUUUGACGACGAGAAUGUGGAGAUGAUCGAUGAAUCUGCUGUACAGACUUUCUUUGGAUCAGCCCAGGAGUACUCCAGCAACACAGAUCACGGUUACAUCCUGUUUUAUGAAAGAGUCAGCAAUGGCGCCACAAGCUAACAAAGAUAAGCAGACUUCCAAUUUUGUGCACAAUUCCUCUCAUGUGGAUGGUCUAAUAAUAAUACCUUUGAUUCUCCCUCUGUGAUUUAUUCUAAUUUAUGUACUGGGAUGAGAUGAAUACAUCGAGGUUGUUUUCGUGUACAGAGGUGGAAGACCACCGUACUUUACUUUUCCAACAAUAAAAGGGGAAAAAGAUGCAUUGUUUUAUGCAGUUCC
Molecule: messenger RNA, 1559 nt
Organism: Ipomoea nil (Japanese morning glory)
Lineage: Eukaryota; Viridiplantae; Streptophyta; Magnoliopsida; Solanales; Convolvulaceae
Product: ubiquitin carboxyl-terminal hydrolase 4
Exons: 6
Coding region: 234-1343 (369 amino acids)
Biological process (GO): protein deubiquitination
Cellular component (GO): nucleus; cytosol
Molecular function (GO): cysteine-type endopeptidase activity; cysteine-type deubiquitinase activity
Source: RefSeq, a predicted model, not a curated record